Molecule: messenger RNA, 6910 nt
Organism: Monopterus albus (swamp eel)
Lineage: Eukaryota; Metazoa; Chordata; Actinopteri; Synbranchiformes; Synbranchidae
Gene: rims3
Product: regulating synaptic membrane exocytosis 3
Exons: 7
Coding region: 259-1233 (324 amino acids)
Biological process (GO): calcium ion-regulated exocytosis of neurotransmitter; regulation of membrane potential; positive regulation of synaptic transmission
Cellular component (GO): presynaptic membrane; cytoskeleton of presynaptic active zone
Molecular function (GO): small GTPase binding; transmembrane transporter binding
Source: RefSeq, a predicted model, not a curated record
CGCCCUCCCUCCUUUACACUCCACUCCACACAGCAUCGCGUUGUGUAUGCAGUGUGAUCAGCAGCAGAGAAGGGAGACGAUGUCCGCACAGCAAAAAUAAAACCCAAACGAUGACAUUCUUACAGAAACGACAGAAACAAACGUUUAUUUGACAACUUCCGAACCCCACACCUUGCCUUCGCUCCUCCUUGCUCCCAGCUCCAACUUUACAGCCCUCAGCCCCCCGCCAGCCCAUUGGCGCUCUAGUCCAGUGGGACCAUGAUGCUCAGCAGCUCAGUGGAGGUACCCAGCCCGGGUGCAAUGAGUGGCCUCAGCAGCCUCAGUGCGGCAGCCCGGAAUGUGGUGCGCUCCUCCAGCAUCUCGGGGGCCAUGUACAGCCUGGAGAAGAGUCCCGGCAGCAGGGGCCCGGACUCCGCGUCGUUGAGUGGCAACAAGAAGCGGCGCUCCAGUCUGGGUGCCAAGAUGGUGGCCAUUGUGGGGUUGUCACAGUGGAGCAAGAGCACGCAGCAGCUCAACCAGCAGGAUGGUGGAACAAAGAAGCUACGUAGCACCAUUCGACGGAGCACAGAGACCGGCAUUGCCGUGGAGAUGAGGAACCGAGUGACACGGCAGGGCAGCAAGGACUCCACUGACGGGAGCACCAACUCAAACAGCUCAGAUGGAACGUUUGUCUUCCCUCCCACACGCCUCGGCCCCGAGAGCCAGUUCAGUGACUUUCUAGAUGGACUAGGCCCCGCACAGAUUGUAGGCCGGCAAACACUUGCCACACCCCCUAUGGGGGAUGUUCAUGUUGGCAUGGUAGACAGAGGAGGGCAGCUGGAGGUGGAGGUCAACCAGGCCAGAGGGCUAAUCCCUAAACCAGGCUCAAAGAACAUACCAGCGACCUAUGUGAAAGUGUACGUCCUGGAGAACGGAGUGUGCUUGGCCAAGAAGAAAACCAAAGUAGUGAAGAAAACUCUGGACCCCACCUACCAGCAGGCUCUAUUGUUUAAUGAGAGUCCUCAGGGCAAAGUCCUGCAGGUAAUAGUGUGGGGGGAUUACGGGCGUAUGGACCACAAGUGCUUCAUGGGAAUGGCCCAGAUCCUCUUGGAGGACUUGGACCUGUCUGCCACAGUCAGCGGCUGGUACAAGCUGUUCCCUACCUCUUCUCUGGCAGACCCCAGCAUCGGACCCCUCACUAGACGCCUCUCCCAGUCCUCCCUGGAGAGCGCCACCAGCCCCUUGUGCACUUAGACACCCAGUAGACACCCACAUGCACGGGCACAUCCUGCAGACACAGACACACGCACUGUACUGUAUAUACACAACGACUGUAUUUGAAGUGCAAGACAGACAGGCAUACACACCCAUGUGCAGGAACACAUAUGACAUAUAAUAUCUGAUCUCAUUCACAUGAAUACACACAGACACACGCUGCCAUCCUUUACUGGACAUUGCAUGCUACUGUAUGUCCAUAUUGGUACCCACUGAUCAGUGUUUUCAGUCAGCAAAAGGCUUAGCAAAUACAACUUGAAGUAGACAUGGUUUACCAGAACAUGUAGCAUUUGUCACCCUCUCAUUUGAACCUUUCCUACCAUGACACAACGAUCCACCCGGUGCCAUAUUCUGCGUUUAGUGGUACCAGACUCAUCCCAAUGCCAGUUUCUAAACUCUCUAUGCCAAACUAAGAAAAAAACUUUUAUUUUUUAAAACCAAAGCUGUUGUUAUUAUUACAAUAAAUAGCAGAUGAACUCGUAUACAAUAUAAGGUAUGGAUAUGUAGCAGAGUCAAUGACUUAGCUGUAAUGCAAAAAAACGAAGAUACAUUCUACACACACGAGCUGAGAACACUAGGCCAAACACACAAACAUACCUGGGCAACAGGCUUGGAUGUUCACAUAAUGGUUGUUAUGUGAGGUAGCAACACUGCUAUUCUAUAAUUUUCACAGAGCAGAGUUUAUAUAUAGAUAUACAUAUAUAUAUAUAUAUAGAUAUAUUUCUUUGUGUUUAUGUAUCAACUGCAUUCUGCAUGUUUGCUUGCACCACUUGUAGAGACAUUUUUUAUUUAGCUCACCUUGACCAAUGGAAAAGGACUAUAGUGCCACUUUAUUUUGUGACUAGUCCUGAAAAUACAGCGCUCCACUGAGUCCGGGACAAGGACGGGACUCUGGCAACAGGGAGAGCGCUGUCAAUGCCAUCUGCAGAAGAAGGGAACAAAUUAGUCAGCCAGCUGCACAUUCACCGAGGAACAAACUUCUGAUCCUGCUUCAUCUUAGACUAAAGAAAUGUUGUACUGCACUUGGCACAAACACAUUUUGGGAAAUGUGUUCCAUUUGUCUGGGCUUCAUGUGUUCUGCAUCUAGGGGCUGCCAUAGUGUCGCACUCUUUUUUGCACUUUUCCUAAGUGAAGGAGGAGUCAGGAAGGUAAUGACUGUACUUCUACCUCUGGUCUCUCUCCACAUCUGGUCAGAUCACAGCCAGAUACAAACACACACACACACACACACACACACAACUGGUACCAACUAUAAACCCUCCUGCUUUGUUUUGGUCACUCCUGUCACUCUGGCUGCAGCUAAACCUGUUGUAAAUGUGUAAACACGUAUUUGAGUCCAGGUGAGGUUUUUCCUUUUGAUAUCUGACUGUUUAUGCCAGUAUUAUUUUGGUAGCAGGUUGAUUGUUAACCUGCCAUAUAAGCAAGUUUUACCUGUUUCAGCUGCAGUAUCUGUCAUAUAUUUAUGUAGUUUUAUUUUAUAUUUCCAGGCAGUGUGCAUGUGUUUAACUUAGCACUUCACUGUUAAAUGUUGUUUUUUUUUUUUUUAAACCUGCUGUUGUUGAGCACUUUAUUGUAUUUUUUUUUUUUUUGGUCACACUGCAUUAAACAUCUCUGAAGUGUAGCUUGUGUGUAUUAUGAACUGCAUUGUGAAGGCCCACUAUAAUAGCUGAAAUGGGUCAGUUCUGCCUAUAGCACUGAAAUCUGAGCAUUCAUAAAGUAAUUUAUUUGUAGAAAUAGAAAAUACAUGCUCUGAGGAAAAAAAAUGACAAAGCUGGUAGAUUUAUGAAUCUUGCAAUUUGGAGAAGUCAAUUCAUAAAUUUAGAGGAAGUAAGAAGAAUGUGUACAUUUUAUUUAACAUAACAGUGUUAAAUAGUAUGCCCUUAAAGAAUAAAUAAUGUAAGUUUUGAAAGCAGCCAAAGCACUUUUGUAUUUGGUGGAUUGAAACAAAUGAGUUAACUGAUAAUUUCAAGUUUUUGUUGAAAAUAGAUGCUUUCAGUUUCACCUUUUUUGUCUUUCUCAAAAAGGUGAGUGACCCAGUGGCUGCUUUAGUCAAGUGUGGAAUAGUUGGGUCGUCACUGACAGCAGAGGAGUAACAAGACUAACUGAGCUACUGGUGUUUACUGUUUUUAUUAAAAUGAAGAUUUAGUAUAUCUUUCUCCUCAGUCGCUUUUUAAAGAGUUUUGACGCUGUCUUGAGAGCAGCACCAAACCUUGUAUAUUGAUAAAGACUGUUGUAUUUCAGAAGUGAUAAGAGUGGACAGUCUCAAUCUACUGCCUGUUAAAAGCCUGUAUGCAUAGCUAACAUUUACUGUAGUUUUAUCACCACCAUACAGUAUGUUCUAUUGUAUGCUAAGAACUAUGAUUCCUACCUUAAUCCUUCUGCAAAAAGGGAAAUUCUGAGGCAUUUUGUCUUCUCUGCAGCUCAGACCAACAGAAUUCAUUGCUUUUUGGAAUUUGGAUAAAGGGAUCUGUGGUGUUCUUGAAUUUUUUGGCGGAGGGUGGUGGCUGUUUCUCAUCCUCCCAUCAUAUAUAUACAACCCUUUUAAAAGAACCAUCGAGGUUUGGGUUCCAAUUUGUUUUACAUUUUGGAGCUAUUCCUUCUUGGAUCUGUAUUUGUAUGCUCACGUAUAUAUGAAGCAGUUUUAUGUUCCUUGUUGAUUUGUAUCUAUUUUUGUGGACAGCUGGCAUAAUAUAAAAACUAGCACUUAUACUCUUGGUAUUUGCACACAUUCUCUUCAGUGUGUGCCUUUCUGUAACACAAAAAGCUUGGUUGACAGAAAAUAAAGGGAAAUAACCUAAAACCUAAAAAAAAAUUCAGAAGAAAUUUGAAAGGAAUUUCUUGACAUGUUCGAUCCCUGCUACAUGUUUAAUCCUUGGUGAACUGUAAAGCUACUGUUAAUCUUUUUCCAUGUGAUUCCAAAUGUUUUGAAGCUUUUCUGAGACUGUGCGUGUCCUUUUGCUGUAGGCUAUAGUAACCUAAAACAUUAACCAUUCUGGUUAUAUAGAGCAGGAAAACAGACAAUGCAAUGAGAUGUAUAAUUAUCCUGUGACAACUUGAUGCACAGCAGAACAUUUCCAAAUGUGUCCAAAUCCUUUGAUUCCUGCAACCAAAAGGAAAAAUUGAAAUACUGCCUUUUUUCAAAAUGUAGUGUGGGUGUGUUUUUCAGUGAGGUGCAUUUAUUGUAGUGUGUGAUGCAUAAUGAGUGUCAGGGCAGUAAGAUGAGUAAGAUUUAAACAUGCGUAAAUACUGUAUUUAUAAAAAAAAUCUACUUGUCAAAUAAUGUUGACAGUGGACUACAGUGUAGAGAAUUUAAGGAUCAGGAUUUUCAAAUAUGAGCGUUAACACCUUUUUCUCUCUUCACGGCAUUUACUACAGUUAAAAGACUACUUUACUGUAGCAUCACGUAAUUAACAUGCAUUGUCUGACCACUUGAUCAUUUUAUUUAUUUGAACACAGAUGCUACUGUUUUAGGUGAGUCAAACGAAUUAUUAUGCUUGAAGUGGUUGAAGCUCAAGGGUUAACUAUGGCAGGACGGGUACAGCAGGUUGUCCGAGUUUUUAUGGUUUUCUGAAGAUGAAGGAUGCUUAGAACUUUUUCAAUAUGAAGGAAGAUGCAUGAAAGCAGGUUAAUAUAUUGUUGGUUAUUGUUCCAUCAAACACUAGGGAACAUUGUAUUGAAAACAGCACAGCAUGUAGAGCUUGAUAAAUUGUGUUUCAGAUAGCUAAAGAUAGCACUAACCUGAGUCAGACAGUGGCUCAACAUGGCAAAAUUGAGAUUUGAAUGUAAAGGCUAUGAAUGCUUGGGAUGUAAACCAAUACGCUUGCUUGCUUCCACUGAGAACUCUAACCUAAUUAUGUUGUAUAACUUUAUAAUGCAUCUUCAAUCAAUCUGAAUUGUCUCUUGAGUGCUAUGUUGAAAAUGUAUUUUAUUUUUGUAAGGAGAGUGGUAUUAUUCGGAGAAGGGCAAGGGAAAGUCAGAGAGGCGGUGUGGGCAAAACCUGCCUUUAGACUUUCAUGAAAAUGAGGGCUUGUUUUGUAUACAAUGGCCUUAUUUUGUGCAGGAGAUAUUGCUUCGCUAUUGCAGCAUAACUGAAAGUUUUGACAAAUGUAUUUUGCUUAAAAUUUUGUGUUGAAGUUGUAUAUGUGUACGUGUAUAGUUUUAUGAAUGUAUUUCUUGACCCUUGCACCCAAACCAAGUGUAAUGGUUUUUUUUUUUGUCAUCUUGUUUAUUACAGUCUCUUUGAAGACUUUUCCAGGGGCCUCACCUGCAUCAGUUCAGGUGGCCCCUGCUUUCGCUGUUCUGUAAUCUCUACACAUGUCUUAUUCUUUAUUGUUCAUUUAAAAGAACAGCUCUGUGGUUGAAUUCUGUCUGGCACAAAUGCAUUUUUAUUUAUUUUGCCAUGAUGAUUGUAAGCAGAAAUGACUGACAUUUUCCCCUGGACAAAUGUAUCUGUCAAGCCGAUGGAAUUGCCAUGGGUUUUUGUACUUUGAGUUAGCAAAUGUUUGCUGCAUGGUAACUCUGAUUGUUUUCUUGUAUUUAAUCUUUCUGAUGAUGAUGAUGAUAAUAAUGUCUGAUUAUGAAGUCAGUUAGACCCAGUGUAAUGUCAAAGGCAAUUCAACAAAAUGCAAAACAUUGCAUUUUAAAGUAGCAUGGAUUUAGCCUUCCAUUUUCUGAAAUACUGUACAUCUUCUUCUGACAAUAACCAUCGACUGUAGUCUCUUACUGUUCCUGGGGCCUCUUUGGUGUCAGUAUCAGCAGUGCCACCAUGAUGACAAAACAUAGAAAAUAAGAUAUAAAUCACAUUUUCAAGCAUUAAAAGCCAUUUAGAAUCAACAGGGCAUGCAAUGCAUUGUGAACAAUGACUGCUGUAUUUUACGAUAGCCCCUGUGAGCAGCAAUUUUUAGUUUUAUUAUUUUUUCUGUUUUUUGCUUCUAAUGAAGCAUGCAUUCCAUAUAUCUAUUUGCCAAUGUAGCAGCUGCCAAUGAGAACAAAAGAGACAUCACAGCUGAGGUGAUGGGCAAAUUGGAGUUUUUGCUGCUGAAUAUGCCAGUUUGUCUUCAUCCAUGUCUAUAAAUGUUGGUAAUCAUAGCACAAGUGUCCUGAGUAGCCAGCCUGUCUUUUUAGAUGUCUGUCAGACUAUAUUUAGGCCACUGUAGCUUCCCACCCCAUUGUCAAGACAACCUUCAUCAUAUCAAGCCCAGCAAAGAACAGACCCCUAAAGUAAUGGCUUAAUAUAGAACAUCAUAAUAAAGUAAAUCUUAAGUUUUGAUUAGAUUUAAUGGACCACAGUGACAUUCCCAAGCACAUAUAUUAGAUUGAGGCCUUGUAACCAAAUGUAAAGAUGGAUGGGAGCAUCUUAAAUCCCAGGUAAACUGGAUUGCUGGUUUUGGUAUGCGAGUGGUUGUCUUUUCUUAACUGGCCUAGACCUUUUCAUUGAGGAGUGUUCAGAGUAUGUCUUAAAGUCCCGAUGAGUGUGAUGAAAGGAUGCAGUUUAUGGCAAACAAUUAUAAGGGAGCUGUAAUUUUAUACUUAUGCUUUGUAAAUGUUUUCUAUGUGCAGUAUUUGAUAAUGUAAAACUGGUAUUUUUGUGGUUUGUAUGCUGCAGAAUUGAUUACUUAAGGUGCAUGUAGUUUUCUUAAAAAAAAAAAAAAAAAGA